GUUUUUGUUCCAGCUCUAGCAACGCUGCGAAUCGCGUGAAUAAAUAGUUAAUUAAUUGCUGAAAAAAUGGAAUAGCUGGCGAAAACAUGCAUCCAACCAAGUGCAACAGCAGCAGCCGAGUGCAGUACUCCGUAAUCGGGCGUUUGUGAAAACACGUUGAGCGUACGCGACUGGUAGUGUGUGGCUAAAAAAUAAGUUAUGGUUUAGCAAAAGCAACAAAGCUAAAGCCCAAAAGUGCUAAUAAAAAGUACACACACACACACGUUCGCUCACACACACAAGCGGGCGCGAGCAAAGGUGAAAAUUAUAAAUUAAUAAAUGCGCGAUGCGAUCCGAUCCGAUCGAAUCCCAAGCGAUAGCAUAUCAAAUUAGCGAAAUAUGCUCGAUUCCCGUGCUGAUCGGAUCAAAACUGUGAAUUGCAACAGAAAAUAAUUUCAAGGUUUGCAGCAGGCGAAUAGAAGGCGAAAAGGAAACGCAACCAAAUAACCACAAAGAGCCGUUACAAUUACAAUACCAUACAUUAUAAUAGACACAAUACCCCAAAAACAAGAAGCAAACUAACAACGAGAUGAAGUACGCAAACGCCACUGGAACUGACAACGCGAUGACCUCCGGCAUCAGCGGCCAAUCCAAUACCUGUAACAGUGCAUCCCACGAGAUGCAGCCCACCACAUCCACGCCUACUGCAGUCCACAAGGAGGCCUCAUCCACAGCCACGACGACGGCGGUACACGCCAAUAGCAAUUCCAAUCCUAACGCCAAUCCCAACCAGAGUCAGCCGUCCAACGCGCUGUUCUGCGAGCAGGUGACCACAGUGACAAAUCUCUUCGAGAAUUGGAACGACUGCGAGCGGACCGUCGUGAUGUACGCGCUGCUCAAGCGGCUGCGCUACCCGAGCCUCAAGUUUCUCCAGUAUUCGAUCGACAGCAACCUGACCCAGAACCUGGGCACCUCGCAGACGAAUCUGAGCAGCGUGGUGAUCGACAUCAAUGCCAACAAUCCGGUGUACCUGCAGAACCUGCUAAACGCCUACAAGACGUUCCAGCCAUGCGACCUGCUCGACGCCAUGUCCUCCUCCUCAUCUGACAAGGAUUCGAUGCCGUGCUACGGCAGCGAUUUCCAGAUCACCACCUCGGCGCAGUGUGACGAGCGGAAGCUGUACGCCCGCAAGGAAGAUAUUCUGCACGAGGUGCUAAACAUGCUGCCACUGCUUAAGCCGGGCAACGAGGAGGCCAAACUUAUCUACCUGACCCUCAUCCCAGUGGCCGUCAAGGACACCAUGCAGCAGAUUGUGCCCACGGAGCUAGUGCAGCAGAUCUUUUCGUACCUACUCAUUCAUCCGGCGAUCACCAGCGAGGACCGGCGAUCUCUGAACGUUUGGCUGCGUCACCUGGAGGAUCAUAUCCAGGCGGCGGCGGCGGGCCUGACUAAUCGCAGUUAUUUCCUGCAGCCCUCGCCGCAACUGGUCGCUGGCGGCAGCUCUACAGGCAGUGGUAGCUGUUCCUCUUCGGCGACUAGCUCCUCGACAGCCUCCUGUUCGUCGGUGGCCUCAUCCUCGCUGUGCCCCGCCAGCGGCAAUCGAUCCUCGCGCACCAACGACUGGCAGACGAUCGCCCCGCCCAGCAAACAGCUGCAGAACAAGUUGGCCGGUGAUUGGCGUGGCAGCGGAGGAGGCAGCUCCAGCGGGUCGAUCAAUCCACUCUGUGAUAAUCUAAAUGGUAUUACCCUGAACGAAUUAGCUUCUAGUCAGAAUAGCCUCGGCCUGUCGCUGGAGGGCAGCUCUUCGCUGGUCAACGGUGUGGUCGCCGGAGCGGGCUCUAUGCUGGGAAUCGGUGGUGGCGACGACCAUGACACGUCAUUCAGCAAGAAUGGCACUGAGAUACUCGACUUCGACCCGGUAACGGCCGAUAUGGGUGAGGCCUGCAGCCUGGCCAGCAGUAGUCUUUGUGGACGAACUGGUGGAAACUCCGUAGAGGAACGGUUACAGCCUCCGCCGCAUCUCCAGCAGCAGUUGCUCCAACCUCCGCCCUAUGCAUCGAUCCUUAUGGGAAAUGUGGGGGAUCAGUUUGGCGAGAUCAACCGCUGGAGCCUGGAUAGUAAGAUUGCGGCCCUAAAGACGCGUCGCUCCAACAGCCUCACCACGCAAACGAUCUCGAGCUGCUCCAGUUCUUCUAACUCCUCGGUGAUCACGGUCAAUGACAACUGCUCCAAUUCCACGGAGAAUCUGGCCCAAUUCGCCAACAAGCCGCGCAGCUUCUCCUUAUCCAUUGAGCAUCAGCGCGGUGCCCUGAUCAAUAGUGGGUCCGAUACGCGUCUGGACGAGUUCAAGCCCAACUAUAUUAAGUUCCACACCCGCAACGUGGGCAUGUCGGGAAUCGGCCUUUGGCUGAAGUCCCUGCGUUUGCACAAGUACAUCGAGUUGUUCAAGAACAUGACGUACGAGGAGAUGCUGUUGAUCACUGAGGACUUCCUGCAGAGCGUUGGCGUCACCAAAGGCGCGUCUCACAAGCUGGCUCUCUGCAUCGAUAAGCUAAAGGAGCGGGCCCACAUACUCAACCGGGUGGAGCAAGAGUUAUUAUCUGGUCAAAUGAAGCUUAGCACUGCCGUGGAGGAAUUGACCAACAUUGUGUUGACACCGAUGAAGCCUCUGGAGUCCCUUGGGCCGCCGGAGGAGAACAUUGGUCUGCGCUUCCUUAAGGUCAUCGACAUUGUGAGCAACACAUUACAGCAGGAUCCGUAUGCUGCACAGGACGAUGAGACUCUGGGAGUUUUUAUGUGGAUUCUGGACCGCUCUAUUCAUAACGAGGCAUUCAUGAACCAUGCCAACCAACUCAAGGACCUGAAGUUUAAGCUGUCCAAGAUGAAGAUCUCCAUGGUACCGAAGAUGCAUCACGUUAAGCCAGCCGGAGUGGGGCCAAACAAUGGCAACAUUAACAAGCCAAGAUGGAAUGGCAAGACUCGCAAGUGCGAUACAAAGAACGGCAGCAACGAUAGGAUUAACAACCGCAAGAACUCCAACGACAUGCUGAACUUUUCGCUGAAUUGCCUGCAGCAUCCGCUGCCCCAUCAUUCGCAGCAGCAGCCACCUCCGCCCCUGCCGCAGUUUGACUACAACGGCUACGGCGGCGGUCCAUCUCAUCAGCCGCAGUACAAGAGCUCCUCGUACCCCAGCUUCAUGGGCAAUCCCCAACAGCAGCCGCCACCGCCGCCGCCCGGCAAGUCGCAUCAUCAUGCCCAGCAGAUGCAACAAAUGCUGCAGCAGCACAACCACUUUCCGGCGUUGCCGCAGCAGACACCGCCACAGUCGCAUCGCCGGUCGCUGAACAAUCUCAUCCUUGUGGCCGGUGGUCCACAGCAACCGCAGCAACUGAUCUUCAAGCCCGGCCAGGGUGUACUUACCAACAAUGGUUCCAACGACAACCUGGUGGUGGAGCGCAAUCAACAGCAGCAGCAGCAGAGGAAGCUCAGCGGAGGAGUGUCAAGUGGGGAGCUACAACCAAAGAAGACCAUGGCCGCUGUAGUGAUGGUUAGUAAUCCGAAUCCCAGUCAGGAGCAGCACGAUCAGCCGCAGAUCCUGAUCAAUAACAACAACAACAACAACAGCAUGCUGAACAACAAUUUGAUUAAUCAACAACAGCUGCAACUGUUGGCAGCAGCUGCCGCCGCCGUGGGCAGUGGCAGCUGUCUGUGCUCCAAUGGUGGUGGCGUAACCGGUGGUGCCUGUGUCCACAAUCUCUGUCACCAAAGCAGUAAGAACAACAACCAUGCCGUGGAUCAUUGCCUGUCCCAGCCGCCGCUGGUCAAUCUGGGCAUGUCGCCCCAUGUCACCGAGUACAAGAUGAAUGACUUUAAGAGCCUGGAACAGCUAGAGACGUUGUGCCGCCAAAUGACUGAACAGGCAAUGAACUGAGCAAUGUUCUGAGCUGUCUGAGGGAUUGGAUUGUCAAGACGUUAGAUUUGUGGCUGCCAGCAGUUUUUGUGUUCACUUAGCUUUGAACCGCGUUUGAAGUUUGAUUUCAUAAACGAACGAAAAUUUGGCCAAAUUUGAUCAACACUUUACGCUAUUCUAAUCCUAAUCACACCAUCGACUAUAUCACCAUCAACAACAACAACGUCGCCAAAUGAUGGAAAUACCCCGCUAAACGACGACGAAAAAGGUUUAUCUAGUAAAAAUUAUAAAAUGAACUCUGCAUCGUGACCAUGAGACUGACUAAGAUUACUUUUCGCAACUAUAAAAACUAGAAAGAAGAAAGCUGGAUGGAUAGGGAAUUGAAAAGUGAGAAUUGAGAAACAAGAAACGAGAGCUGAGAGCUGAGAAUUGUUUGCACGAAUCAAAACUAGGCUUGCUGAAUGAAGUAGUAGUCACAUAAUGGAUAUGUUUAUAUAUACACGUACACAUAAUUUAUUUUAAAUUAAAAGGAACAUAUUUGCUGAACCGUAACUGCACCAGAGGAGAUCGCAACACAGCGGAAACAACCACUAGACUAAACUUUCACCGGGAAGAGUUUCAAUGUUUCACUGUUUGUGUUUGAGAAUCGGAACCACAUAUUGUAUUUUGUAUAAGUAAGCGUAUGCGUAAGCCAAAACCUUGUAUUGCAUAACGAAUACAUAAUCAUCAUUGUCAUUGACUAGCCUAACGCUACUAUUACUAUUAUGUUUGCUUUAGUCAAUUGUUUAUCAUGUAAAAUGGCAAGCCAAUCACUCGAUAUGUUAUGUUUUAGUUGUUUUUAAAAAAAUUAUAUAUAUAUUUAUAUAUACGAAUGUAUGUCGGUCGCAUUAUAAGCUUAGGUUCAAAAACAAACGAUGACGACGGGAGCGGAGCUGAAAAGAAAAGGCAGCCAAAAAAUAGCUACCAUAAGAGCGUAAAAACGUGUAGUAUAAUUAUAAUUGUAUAAAACCGAACAAACGCAUGAGUAAAUAUUGCUUAGAAAUGUUUUUGUUUUUCAAUUUGUUGUCGAUAUUUCCAAAAUACUUUUGUUAACAACAACCGCAGCACUGUAAAUCGCUGAUGCUUUUAUUUAUUAAUAAAAAAAAACCUAUUGUACGGCCAGUUGGGAUACAGAAUUAA
Drosophila suzukii is the source of this 5068-nucleotide messenger RNA. RefSeq names its product sterile alpha motif domain containing protein 4 smaug (gene smg). The record is from RefSeq and is a predicted model, not a curated record. NCBI's taxonomy places the organism in Eukaryota, Metazoa, Arthropoda, Insecta, Diptera, Drosophilidae. Gene Ontology annotation, biological process: regulation of mRNA stability; negative regulation of translation; nuclear-transcribed mRNA poly(A) tail shortening. Gene Ontology annotation, cellular component: P-body. Gene Ontology annotation, molecular function: protein binding; mRNA binding; translation repressor activity.